AUUGGCCUGGGCGGCGCCGCCAAGCUGUCAGCCCAUGUGGCGUGUCCGCGCGGGGACGGCCGCGGUUAAAUAGAGUCGCGCCGGCCUAGAGGGAGCCAGAGAGACGCCGCGGCCCCGACUCGCCCGCUCCGCGCCCCGCGCCCCUGCCCGCGCCCACCAGACAGCAGCCAUGGAGGAGGUGGUCAUCGCCGGCAUGUCCGGGAAGCUGCCCGAGUCGGAAAACCUGCAGGAGUUCUGGGAGAACCUGGUGGGCGGCGUGGACAUGGUGACAGACGAUGACCGGCGCUGGAAGGCCGGACUGUACGGCCUGCCCCGGCGCUCCGGCAAGCUGAAGGAUCUGUCCAAGUUCGACGCGGCCUUCUUUGGGGUCCACCCCAAGCAGGCGCACACCAUGGACCCUCAGCUGCGCAUGCUCCUGGAAGUCACCUACGAGGCUAUACUGGAUUCGGGCAUCAACCCGGCCUCGCUCCGAGGGACACACACGGGCGUCUGGGUGGGUGUGAGUGGCUCCGAGGCCGCCGAGGCACUGAGCCGGGACCCCGAGACCCUCGUGGGCUACAGCAUGGUGGGCUGCCAGCGCGCCAUGAUGGCCAACCGCCUCUCCUUCUUUUUCGACUUCAAAGGGCCCAGUAUCGCCCUGGAUACAGCCUGCUCGUCCAGCCUGCUGGCCCUGCAGAACGCCUACCACGCCAUCCGCAGUGGCGAGUGCCCCGCGGCCAUCGUGGGGGGCAUCAACGUGCUGCUGAAGCCCAACACGUCCGUACAGUUCAUGAAGCUGGGCAUGCUCAGCCCUGAUGGCGCCUGCAAAGCUUUCGACUCCGAGGGGAAUGGUUACUGUCGUGCCGAGGCUGUGGUGGCAGUGCUGCUGACCAAGAAGUCCCUGGCCCCGAGGGUGUACGCCACCAUCCUCAACGCUGGCACCAACACGGAUGGGAACAAGGAACAAGGUGUGACGUUCCCCUCUGGAGAGGUACAGGAAGAGCUCAUGAAGUCCCUGUAUGCGCCAGCCGGGGUGGCCCCUGAGUCCCUAGAGUACAUUGAGGCGCACGGCACAGGCACCAAGGUUGGUGACCCCCAGGAGCUGAAUGGCAUUGUCCGAGCACUGUGUGCCACCCGCAAGGAGCCCCUGCUCAUCGGCUCCACCAAAUCCAACAUGGGCCACCCCGAACCGGCCUCAGGUCUCGCGGCGCUGGUUAAGGUGCUGCUGUCCUUGGAGCACGGUGUAUGGCCUCCCAACCUGCACUUCCAUAGCCCCAACCCCAACAUCCCUGCCCUGCAGGAUGGGCGACUGCAGGUGGUGGACCAGCCCCGGCCCAUCCGCGGGGGCAACGUGGGUAUCAACUCCUUUGGCUUUGGCGGCUCCAACGUCCACGUCAUCCUUCAGCCCAACACGCGGCCCCGCCCGACCCAAGCCCCUCAUGUCGCCCUGCCCCGGCUGGUGCUAGCCAGUGGGCGCACCACGGAGGCUGUGCAGGGCCUGCUCGCCCAGGGCCAGCAGCAUGCCCAGGACCUGGCUUUCGUGAGCAUGCUCAACGCUAUCGCCCCUGCACCCAUCACUGCUAUGCCUUUCCGGGGCUGGGCCAUGCUGGGUGGCCAGGCAGGCAGCAGUGAAGUUCAGCAGGUGGCCUCUGGCGACCGUCCGCUCUGGUUCAUCUGCUCUGGCAUGGGCGCCCAGUGGUGCGGGAUGGGCCGCAGCCUCAUGCGGCUGGACCUCUUCCGGGCCUCCAUCCUGCGCUCGGACGUGGCGGUGAAGCCCCACGGGCUGAAGGUAUCGGAGCUGCUACUGAACUCGGACGAGAGCACCUUUGAUGACAUUGUCCCUGCCUUCGUGUGCCUCACAGCCAUCCAGAUCGCCCUCAUCGACCUGCUCACUGCCAUGGGCCUGACCCCCAACGGCAUCGUGGGCCACUCGCUGGGGGAGGUGGCCUGUGGCUAUGCUGACGGCUGCAUGACCCAGGAGGAGGCUGUUCUGGCCGCCUAUUGGAGGGGCCAGUGCAUUAAGGAGGCGCGCAUCCCGCCAGGCGCCAUGGCCGCUGUGGGCUUGUCCUGGGCUGAGUGCAAAAAGCGCUGUCCUGCCGGCGUGGUGCCCGCUUGCCACAACUCUGAGGACACCGUGACCAUCUCAGGGCCGCAGGCAGCCGUGUCUGGCUUCGUGGAGCAGCUGAAGCAGGAGGGUGUGUUUGCCAAGGAAGUGCGCACAGGAGGGAUGGCUUUCCAUUCGCCCUACAUGGAGUCCAUUGCUCCCACGCUGCUGCAGGCGCUCAAAAAGGUCAUGCAGCACCCACGGCCCCGCUCUGCCCGCUGGCUCAGCACCUCCAUCCCCGAGGCACAGUGGCAGGGCGAGCUGGCGCGCACCUCGUCGGCCGAGUACAAUGUCAACAACCUGGUGAGCCCCGUGCUCUUCCAGGAGGCUCUGCGGCACGUGCCGGCCAAUGCCGUGGUGUUGGAGAUCGCACCGCAUGCCCUUCUGCAGGCCGUCCUGAAGCGGGGCCUGAAGACAGGCUGCACCGUCAUCCCCCUGAUGAAGAAGGACCACAAGGACAACCUCGAGUUUUUCCUCAGCAACGUGGCCAAGCUGCACUUGGCAGGCAUCACCAUCAACCCUGACCAGCUGUUCCCGCCCGUGGAGUUUCCCGCCCCGCGGGGCACACCCCUCAUCUCCCCACACAUUCAGUGGGACCAUAGCCAGACCUGGGACGUGCCGGCCGCUGAGCACUUUCCCAGCGGCUCCGGCUCCUCUUCAGCCGCCAUCUACAACAUCGACGCCAGCCCCGAUUCCCCCGACCACUACCUGGUGGACCACUGCAUCGACGGCCGCGUCCUCUUCCCGGCCACCGGCUACCUGUGUCUGGUGUGGCGGACAUUGGCACGCAGUCUGGGCCAGGACAUGGAGCAGACACCGGUGGUGUUUGAGGACGUCUACCUGCACCAGGCCACCAUCCUGCCCAAGACUGGGGCUGUGGCCCUGGAGGUGCGGCUGCUGGAGGCUUCUCACAACUUCGAGGUGUCUGACGGGGGGACCCUCAUCGUCAGUGGAAAAGUUUUCCAUUGGGAGGACCCCGACCUCAAGCUCUUUGACUGUCUGGGGGACCAGCCCCCUGCAGAAUCCUCCACUGGCUCCUGCCUGACCCAGGGUGACGUGUACAAGGAGCUGCGCCUGCGCGGUUAUGACUACGGCCCCCACUUCCAGGGCGUCCUCAAGGCCAACUUGGAAGGGUCAGCCGGCCAGCUGCUGUGGAAGGACAACUGGGUGACCUUCCUGGACACCAUGCUGCAGGCGUCCAUCCUGAGCAGUUCCCAGCCAGGCCUGCGUGUGCCAACCCGAGUCACGACCAUCCGCAUCCACCCCGGCAUCCACCGCCAGAGGUUGCGCACCCUGCAGGACGGCACACAAGUGGCCGACGUACUGGUCGACAACCGCCUGGACACUACGAUGGCGGGUGGAGCCCUUAUCAUGCACAUGCAUGCCUCGGUUGCCCCGCGGAAGCAAGAGCAGGCUCUGGCGCCCGUCCUGGAGAAGUACCUGUUCACACCGCACAUGGAGGACAACUGCCUGGCCACCAACAUCAGCCUGCAGGAGGAGCUGCAGCGCUGUCGGGGGCUGGCGCGGCAGCUGCAGACCAAGGUUGCCCAGCAGGGCUUGAAGAUGCUGGUGCCGGGACUGGACGGUGCCCAGGUUCCACGGGACCCCCCUCAGCAGGGCCUGGCACAGCUCCUGGCAGCUGCCUGCCAGUUACAGCUUAACGGGAACCUGCAGCUGGAGCUGAGCCAGCUGCUGGCACGGGAGGGGGCCCUGCUGGCCUCCGACCCCCUGCUCAGCGGCCUGCUGGAUGGCCCGGCUUUCAAGGCCUGUGUGGAUACAGCCCUGGAGAACACAAGUGGCCAGAAGAUGAAGGUGGUGGAGGUGCUGGCCAACGAGGGUCGCCUCUACUCCCGCAUCCCGCAGCUGCUGGGCACACAGCCCAUGUUGCAGCUGGACUACACAGCAACUGACCGGCAGGCCCAGGCCCCAGUCUCACAGCACGGGGUGGCCCAGGCCCAGUGGGACCCCAUGAGCCCCGCACCCAGUAGCCUGGGCCCCGCCGACCUCGUGGUGUGCAACUGUGCUGUGUCUAGCCUGGGCGAGCCAGCUGCGGCCCUGGGGCACAUGGCAGCCGCACUCAAGGACGGCGGCUUCCUGCUGCUACACACUCUGCUCCGCGGACACCCGCUGAGCGACACUGUGGCCUUCCUCACCUGUCCUGAGCCCCAGCCAGGCAGCCAGCACCUCCUGAGCCAGGAAGAGUGGGAGAAGCUGCUGGUGGGGGCAUCCCUCCACCUGGUCGCCCGAAAAACUUCCUUCUACGGCGCUGCCCUCUUCCUCUGCCGCCGCCUGGCCCCGACAGACAGCCCCGUGCUCCUACCCGUGGACGAUAGCAGUUUCCGCUGGGUGGACUCACUCAAGGACAUCCUGGCCACUGACUCCGCCCAGCCCGUGUGGCUCACGGCUGGGAGCUGUGGUACGUCGGGAGUCGUGGGCCUGGUGAACUGUCUGCGCAAAGAGCCCGGCGGGCACCGUAUCCGGUGUGUCCUCGUGUCCAACCUCAGCAGCGCGUCCCCCGCGCCUCAGCUGGAGCCGAGCUCUAUGGAGCUGCAGCCGGUGCUACAGGGGGACCUGGUGAUGAAUGUCUUCCGGGACGGGGUCUGGGGUGCCUUCCGCCACUUCCCAUUGGAGCAGGAGCGACCUGAGCAGCCGACAGAACACGCCUUCGUCAACGUCCUCACGCGAGGAGAUCUGUCAUCCAUGCGCUGGGUCUGCUCCCCGCUGCACUACACGCCAGCCACCAGCCCUGGCACUGAGCUCUGCACCAUUUACUAUGCCUCCCUCAACUUCCGGGACAUCAUGCUGGCCACGGGCAAGCUGUCACCUGACGCCAUCCCAGGGAAGUGGGCCAUGCGGGACUGUAUGCUGGGCAUGGAGUUCUCGGGCCGGGACGCCAGCGGUAAACGUGUGAUGGGGCUGGUGGCCGCUGAAGGCCUGGCCACCUCCGUCCAGCUGACCCGGGACUUCUUGUGGGACGUGCCCCCCAGCUGGACCCUAGAAGAGGCAGCGUCGGUGCCCGUGGUCUAUUCCACUGCCUACUACGCACUGGUGGUGCGUGGUCGCAUCCAACCCGGGGAGUCGGUGCUGAUCCAUUCGGGCUCCGGCGGGGUGGGCCAGGCUGCCAUCACCAUUGCCCUCAGCCUGGGCUGUCGUGUUUUUACCACCGUGGGGUCUGCCGAGAAGCGGGCGUAUCUACAGAAACGCUUCCCCCAGCUUUCGGCCAGCAGCUUUGCCAACUCCCGGGACACGAGCUUCGAGCAGCACGUGCUGAGGCACACUGCCGGCAAGGGUGUGGACUUGGUGCUGAACUCGCUGGCGGAGGAGAAGCUGCAGGCCAGUGUGCGGUGUCUGGCACAGCAUGGUCGCUUCCUGGAGAUUGGCAAGUUUGACCUGUCCAACAACAACCCGCUAGGUAUGGCCGUAUUUCUGAAGAACGUCACCUUUCAUGGCAUCCUGCUCGACGCGCUCUUCGACGAGGCCAACGACGUCUGGCAGGAGGUGGCAGCCCUGCUGCGAACUGGGAUCCAGUCCGGCGUGGUACAGCCCCUCAAAUGCACCGUGUUCCCCAAGGACCAGGUGGAGGACGCCUUCCGCUACAUGGCCCAGGGCAAGCACAUCGGCAAAGUGGUGGUGCAGGUGCGUGAGGAUGCCAAGGCCCAGAAUGGAACUAGCCAGGCUCUGCUGACCGCCAUGUCCAAGACCUUCUGCCCCGCACACAAGAGCUACGUGAUAGCCGGGGGCCUGGGUGGCUUCGGCCUGGAGCUGGCCCAGUGGCUAGUGUUGCGAGGGGCCCAGAAGCUGGUUCUGACGUCCCGUUCUGGGAUCCGCACGGGUUACCAGGCCAAGAAGGUGCAUGAGUGGCAGUGUAUGGGCGUCCAAGUGCUUGUGUCUACCCGUGACAUCAGCUCCCUGGUCGGGGCCCGUGCCCUCAUCGCCGAGGCCACCAAGCUUGGACCUGUGGGUGGAGUCUUCAAUCUGGCCAUGGUGCUGCGCGAUGCCAUGCUGGAGAAUCAGACCCCUGAGCUCUUCCAGGAUGUGAACCAGCCCAAGUAUAGUGGCACCGUCAAUCUGGACAGAGUCACCCGCGAGGCUUGUCCAGAGCUCGACUACUUUGUGGCCUUCUCCUCCGUGAGCUGUGGGCGCGGGAACGCCGGCCAGACCAACUACGGCUUUGCCAACUCCACCAUGGAGCGCGUCUGUGAGAAGCGACGCCACGACGGCCUCCCAGGCAUGGCCGUGCAAUGGGGAGCCAUCGGGGACGUGGGCAUCGUGCUGGAGGCCAUGGGCACCAACGACACGGUCAUCGGUGGGACCCUGCCACAGCGCAUUGUGUCCUGCCUGGAGGUGCUGGACACGUUCCUGCAGCAGCCUCACGCCGUGCUUAGCAGCUUCGUGCUGGCUGAGAAGAAUACUGUCGCCCAGGGUGAAGGCGAGGGAAAGCGCGAUCUGGUGAAAGUUGUGGCCCACAUCCUGGGCAUCCGUGACCUGAGCGCCGUGAACCCCGACAGCUCUCUGGCCGACCUGGGCCUGGACUCGCUCAUGGGCGUGGAGGUGCGGCAAACGCUGGAGCGGGAGCACGACCUGGUGUUAUCCAUGCGGGAUGUCCGGCAGCUCACACUUCGCAAGCUGCAGGAACUGACCCAAGCCGGCGGCCAGCAAGAGCCAGCGGCGGCGCCCACGCCCAAGGAGGGCCCGACGCAGCUGGAUGCCGCGCUGAACCUUAGCACGUUGCUGGUGAACCCCGAGGGCCCCACCCUGACGCGCCUCAACUCUGUGCAGAGCUCGGAGCGGCCCCUCUUCUUGGUACAUCCCAUCGAAGGCUCCACCACCGUCUUCCACAACCUGGCUGCCAGGCUCAGUGUCCCCACCUACGGCCUGCAGUGCACCCGGGCCGCCCCCCUGGACAGCAUCCAGAGCCUGGCCGCCUACUACAUCGACUGCAUCCGCCAGGUACAGCCCGAGGGCCCGUACCGCAUCGCUGGCUACUCCUAUGGCGCCUGUGUGGCCUUCGAGAUGUGCUCACAGCUGCAAGCACAGCAGGGCCCUGUGCCUGCGCACAACAGUCUCUUCCUGUUUGACGGUUCACACGCCUACGUGCUGGCCUACACCCAGGGCCACCGGGCGCGGAUGACCUCCGGCCGUGAGGCAGAGGCAGAGGCAGAGGCGCUGUGCUUCUUCGUGCAACAGUUCACUGACGCGGAGCACAGCAAGGUGCUGGAGCUGCUGCUGCCUCUCGCUGACCUGGAGGCCCGCGUGGUGGCCGCCGUGGACCUGAUCACCCGGACACACCCGGCCCUGGACCGCCAGGAGCUAAGCUUUGCCGCCAUCUCCUUCUACCACAAGCUGCGGGCGGCUGAGCAGUACUCGCCCCGCGUCACCUACCACGGCAACGUGACGCUGCUGCGCGCCAAAAUGGGCGGCGCCUAUGGGGACCACUUGGGCGCCGACUACAACCUGUCGCAGGUGUGCGACGGCAAAGUUUCGGUUCACGUCAUCGAGGGCGACCACCGCACGCUGCUGGAGGGCAGCGGCCUCGAGUCCAUCCUCAGCAUCAUCCACAGCUCCCUGGCCGAGCCGCGCGUCAGUGUCCGGGAGGGCUAGUGGCGCCCCUUGCCCUGGUUUAGGCAGAGCCCUCAAACCCGGCCGACCGGAGACCUGUGGGUCUGUGAAGCGUCGGCCGCAGCUCCCGCUGGAACCCUCCUAUUUAUUGCGUCGUCAGGGAGACGCCGGGUCCUCACCGCCCUGUGACAGCCAGAGCCCCUCUCGGCCAGGCCCGCCGGGCCCCCCGGGAGGGCAGGCAGAGGGUGCGGCGUGGCCCCCCCACUCCGUUUCUGUAUCAUUUUUCACGAAACAAGACUCUGAUCGCUGCUCA
This is a messenger RNA of Suncus etruscus (white-toothed pygmy shrew), 7955 nucleotides long. RefSeq names its product fatty acid synthase (gene FASN). The record is from RefSeq and is a predicted model, not a curated record. The transcript has 42 exons. Gene Ontology annotation, molecular function: fatty acid synthase activity; 3-oxoacyl-[acyl-carrier-protein] synthase activity; phosphopantetheine binding. Bases 170 to 7684 code for a protein of 2504 amino acids. NCBI's taxonomy places the organism in Eukaryota, Metazoa, Chordata, Mammalia, Eulipotyphla, Soricidae. Gene Ontology annotation, cellular component: cytoplasm. Gene Ontology annotation, biological process: fatty acid biosynthetic process.